Molecule: messenger RNA, 844 nt
Organism: Cynara cardunculus var. scolymus (artichoke)
Lineage: Eukaryota; Viridiplantae; Streptophyta; Magnoliopsida; Asterales; Asteraceae
Exons: 3
Coding region: 166-714 (182 amino acids)
Biological process (GO): translation
Cellular component (GO): ribosome
Molecular function (GO): 5S rRNA binding; structural constituent of ribosome
Source: RefSeq, a predicted model, not a curated record
AGGUAUCGUCUCAUUCGAUCAGACUUCUAUUCAAGGGUUAACAUUUUACACGAUUAUAAGUCUCCGCAAAUUGUCACUCUGCUCGUCUCGUCGACGCUGGUCGCUGCAAUCGAACAGAAACCUUUGUUCUUCGCGGCUGUUUCCUGCUGCUCGUCGAAAUCAGCCAUGUUGAAACGAGCAUGUUGGAUGUCAUAUACACAUGGAAGUGAGAAGACCAAACUCUGUUUGAAGGCCAUUACAAGACAUUUUCACAGCGGUCAGCCUCAUUCUGCAGCAAGAAGCUUUUUUGGAGUAGAGGACUUUCUCGACGAUGAUAACAGUCGACCAUACACUUACCAGAAGGAAAAGAAGUCCAAGAAUCCGAACAAACACAUAUCAUUCAAACAACGAACAAUAGCUUACAUGGAGCCAUUUACGCUAGAUGUUUUCAUCUCAAAACGGUUUGUUUCAGCCUCCCUUACUCACAGGGUGACGAGCAAGCAAGUUGCGGUUGCUGGCACCAACUCAAAGGAUAUCAAGGCAGCACUUAAAUCUCGAUCGGACAUUCCCGCUUGUUUGGCGAUCGGGAAGAUAUUGUCUGAACGGGCCAGAGAAGCCGAUGUAUACACAGCUUCAUAUACACCCAGAGAACGGGAUAAAUUCGAAGGUAAGAUUAGAGCUGUUGUUCAAUCCCUUAUUGAUAACGGUAUCGAUGUUAAAAUUUAUCUCGAUUGACCCCGGAUCUAUUGUCGCAACAUUGUGUAAUGCGAUUUUAACAAGUAUAAGUAGGAAUUUUGGUUUGAAAAUUAACUAAUUUGUUUGAUUGAAGGACAUCAUAUCGGUUAUUAGAUGCAGCAUUCUCUAA